Molecule: messenger RNA, 750 nt
Organism: Nicotiana attenuata
Lineage: Eukaryota; Viridiplantae; Streptophyta; Magnoliopsida; Solanales; Solanaceae
Product: putative protein TPRXL
Exons: 2
Coding region: 15-602 (195 amino acids)
Source: RefSeq, a predicted model, not a curated record
AUUACAUUACAGAUAUGGCAUCUAAGGGGAAGGAAAAAAUGAAAUCUAAGAAAAAACAAUAUGUUCCAACUUCCUCAACUAUGCCAAAUAUGAGUCAUCAACUUCCUCAUCCUCCUCAGUCGACUUCAUUGCCAUCUACCAUGUUCACCAUCCCCCCUCCAUCUAAUAAUUUAGUUCAGUAUUAUUCUAUGCCUGCUAAAGGCAGUCAAAGUAACACCGUUUUUAACUUUGUACCCAUACCUUCUAUACCAUUAUCUUCACCGGGCUUUCAUGGUAGUCAACAUGGUGGCUCACCAGUUGUUGCACCCUCGGUCUUUUAUGGUAGUCAACAUAGUGACUCACCAGCUGUUGCAUCCCCGGACUUUCAUGGUAGUCAGCAUACUGGCUCACCAACUGCUACACCCCCGAGCUUUCAUGGUAGUCAGCAUGAUGGUGCGUCUUUUCUUGCUCCGUCAUCUUCCAGUCCAUCAUCAUCCAUUCCCGGCAUAUCUAGGUUGGAUAUUGGAGGCUCUCGCCCAGCUACAUCUAGUGCUACUUCUGCACCAUCUCGUAGACGCAGGCAGAAUCUUAGAGGGGAUGUACAAUUUGAUAGCUAUAAUUGAUUGAUAAUCAUCCCCCACAAGGAUGGGUUUUUGCCAUCCUUUCAAGCUACACAUUUGGUUACAGAUUCUAUGAAGCCAUUUUAUCAUGAGCCGUGGACUUCUUAUAGAAAGAUACCGUACAGCAUCAGAGAGCAAAUGUGGAAUCAAU